GAAGUUGUGAUUGCCAUGCUCAGGUAUUGAUGCUCAUAUGCACAACUGUUUAAAAUGGCAGAGGGAGGUGGCAACGAAGAGGUAAUUCACUUGAACAGUUUCCGUAGCCACAGUGGGAAAGACUGGAUAAACAGGAGAGAUGAAGGACUUAUCACCAUAUCGGACUCCUCAGAUGAAGAAUUGCCUUUGUUGCUAGACACGCCAGUUCAGCAGCGGCAGGAGGAAGAUGACGACGAUGUAGUCAUCCUGCUGGAGACCCCAAAACAGCAGAUUCCGCGUCCCAAUGUCAUCAGAUCUGCUGCUCAGUGGCAAGGUGUGAACCAGCUGGGAGAAGUAUCUAAGGGUGACAUGGCAUUGAAGAGCUUACAUCUGCAAGAGGGGAUUCGGCCUUUUGUGGUGUGCCAGAGAGCCCAUUGUAACCACAUGGGGGAGAAUGGUGCGGGGCCAAGCAGAGACAAGAAUGGAAACCAUGCCUCACAGCUGCCUGGAGCCUCUGAACACUGUAGGCACAGGGUUGAAAGAGGGGGUGAUUCAGAGCCUGGGCCAAGUGUGGUUCAAGCAAUAAAGACAAGUCCACGACCCACUGGUGAAAGGGAAAUAAUCAACCUGGAGGAAGCUGGCUUCCUACCUAUAUGGGAGGAAAAUCUGGAAGUACAGGACCAGGAGGAUGAAGACUUGGAUCAAGAGCUCUUACAAAACCUCAGAGGAGCAAUUGCUGCUGCAGCAGCAGCAAGCAGACAGGCCACCAGAGACAACAGUCGGUUGGAUCAUCCUUAUUUCCAGCCUGUAGACAAUGAGCCACAUACUGUAGCAAGCUGUUGUGCUCCGCAGCAAGGGCAGCCUGAAGCAGAACUGGGAUCUUUGCUAAGGGCAUACCGGGAGGAGAACCCUGGGCCAGCCUUUCCCAGACCUGAACCACAACAGGAUGGGAUUCCAGGCCCUGCUUCUCCUCAACCAGCUCAUCCACCAGAGGAAAUGAGAGGCCAGUGGGCAGCAAUAGACAAUGAACAGCCAGGCCCAGCCUUCCCUGCACAGGGAUCACAUGAUCCUGGCUCUGGUAACGUUCCAGAGCAAGGAGCCGCUGGGCAGGACGAAGACCUCACUGCCCUGCUCAUCAAAGAAACAGAAGCAAGAUUCCCAGAUGUGAGGAAAGAGUAUGUUGAGGAAUUAAUUCACAUCAAGAACUGCUAUGACCUAAAUGUACUUUGUAAUUUUCUUCUGGAAAAUCCAGAUUAUCCAAAGAAGGAAGGCAGAGUGGUUUUAAAUCCCAAUAGCAGCCUGCUCGCCAGCCAAGAUGAGACAAAGGUGCCUAAAGUGGACUACUUUGACUUUUCCAAACUCGCCCCGCUUGAUCAACGGUGCUUUAUCCAAGCAGCUGACCUCCUUAUGGCCGACUUCAAAAUGCUGAGCAGUCAGGACAUCAAGUGGGCACUACAUGAACUCAAGGGACACUAUGCAAUCACACGAAAGGCCUUUUCUGAUGCCCUCAAAAAAUGGCAGGAGCUGUCUCCUGAAAACAGUGGGAAGCGAAAAAGGAGGAAAGAAAUGAACCAGUUUUCCUACAUUGAUUUCAAAUUUGAGCAAGGUGACGUGAAAAUUGAGAAGCGGAUGUUCUUCUUGGAGAACAAGAGACGGCACUACAGGUCCUAUGAUAGACUCUCGCUUCUCCCACCCGUGCAACUGGAACAGGAGUUCUAUGAACAGAAAAUUAAAGAGAUGGCCGAGCAUGCAGACUUCCUUCUUGCCCUGCAGAUGAACGAGGAGCAGUAUCAGAAGGAUGGUCAGAUGAUCGAGUGUCGUUGUUGCUAUGGGGAAUUCGCGUUUGAGGAACUGACGCAGUGUGCAGAUGGUCACUUGUUCUGCAAGGAGUGCCUAAUCAAAUAUGCUCAGGAGGCAGUCUUUGGCUCUGGGAAGUCCGAGCUCAGCUGCAUGGAAGGGAGCUGCACAUGUUCAUUCCCGACCAGUGAGCUGGAGAAGGUACUCCCAGAGAACAUCCUGUGUAAAUACUAUGAGCGGAAAGCUGAGGAAGAGGUGGCUGCUGCCUGUGCGGAUGAGCUAGUCAGGUGUCCUUUCUGUAACUUCCCGGCACUCCUGGACAAUGAUGUGAAGCGGUUCAGCUGUCCCAAUCCUCGCUGCAGGAAGGAAACCUGCAGGAAGUGCCAGGGGCUAUGGAAGGAGCACAUGAAUCUUACCUGUGAACAGCUGGCUGAGAAGGAUGACAUAAAAUAUAGAACAUCUAUAGAAGAAAAAAUGACUGCAGCCCGAAUUAGAAAAUGCCAUAAGUGUGGGACUGGCCUAAUUAAAUCUGAGGGUUGCAACCGCAUGUCCUGUCGUUGUGGUGCCCAAAUGUGCUACCUCUGCCGAGCCUCCAUUAAUGGGUAUGACCACUUCUGCCAACACCCUCGAUCACCAGGGGCCCCUUGCCAGGAUUGUGCAAAAUGCUCUCUCUGGACCGACCCCACGGAAGAUGAUGAGAAAAUAAUCCAGGAGAUUCAGAAGGAGGCUGAAGAGGAGCAAAAGAAGAAAAAUGGAGAAAGCAGUUUCAAGAGGAUCGGCCCUCCUGUGGAAAAGCCUGUGGAGAAAAUCCAGAGAGUUGAAGUCAUCCCAAGACCAGUCCCUCAGAACCUCCAUCAGCCCCGAAUGCCCCCUUAUCCUUUUGUGCAUCCACCCUUCCCGCUGCCUCCUGUCCGCCCGCUGUACAACAACAUACCCCUGAACAUAGGACCCAUCCCUGCCCCAUACGUGCCCCCACUGCCUAAUAUGCGGGUGAACUACGAUUUCCCCCAGAUCAAUGUUCAGCUGGAGCACAACUUGCCUAUGCACUUUGGUCCACAGCCUCGGCAUCGGUUCUGAUCUGGUUCAAACAGCACUAGUAAUGGAGUCUGCAGGGAGAAGCCACAUUGGCCCCACCACCACCCUCCCCUCUGUCCCCCCAUCAUUUCAGCCAGAUGCAAGGGGAACAGAUCUAGAUUCCCCUCCCCACACACACACACAGAGUAUUUAAAUCUUUGUAAUUCAACAUU
Molecule: messenger RNA, 3023 nt
Organism: Emys orbicularis (European pond turtle)
Lineage: Eukaryota; Metazoa; Chordata; Testudines; Emydidae
Gene: RNF216
Product: ring finger protein 216
Exons: 16
Coding region: 55-2853 (932 amino acids)
Biological process (GO): proteasome-mediated ubiquitin-dependent protein catabolic process; protein linear polyubiquitination
Cellular component (GO): LUBAC complex
Molecular function (GO): ubiquitin binding; ubiquitin-protein transferase activity; zinc ion binding
Source: RefSeq, a predicted model, not a curated record